This is a messenger RNA of Toxotes jaculatrix (banded archerfish), 2625 nucleotides long. RefSeq names its product aspartate aminotransferase, cytoplasmic-like. Gene Ontology annotation, molecular function: L-aspartate:2-oxoglutarate transaminase activity; pyridoxal phosphate binding. NCBI's taxonomy places the organism in Eukaryota, Metazoa, Chordata, Actinopteri, Toxotidae. Gene Ontology annotation, cellular component: cytosol. The record is from RefSeq and is a predicted model, not a curated record. The transcript has 9 exons. Gene Ontology annotation, biological process: L-aspartate biosynthetic process. Bases 156 to 1388 code for a protein of 410 amino acids.
GUUUGUUCUGAGCCAUCGUCCUGAUCCAGCUGGGUGAAGGUGAAGCCGGCCCCGUCUCGCCUUCUCUCUCUCUCUCUUUCGGCCCGUCGCUGGAAGCGCCCUCUCCCGUCUCCUCCUUCUGCACCGCACCGGGAUCAUCUGCUUUGCCCCGAGCCAUGUCCCUGUUCAGCGAUGUCCCGCAGGCCCCUCCCGUGGCGGUCUUCAAACUCACCGCCGACUUCAGAGAGGACAGCCACCCGCAGAAGGUGAACCUGGGAGUUGGAGCUUACCGUACUGACGACUGCCAGCCAUGGGUGCUGCCGGUGGUGAAGAAGGUGGAGCGGCUGAUUGUGGAGGACGACAGCCUGAACCACGAGUACCUGCCCAUCCUCGGCCUGCCCGAGUUCCGCUCCGCUGCCUCCAAGGUCGCCCUGGGAGACGACAGCCCCGCCAUCAAGGAGAGCAGGGUUGGAGGAGUCCAGGCUCUGGGCGGGACCGGUGCGUUGAGGAUCGGGGCGGAGUUCCUGCGGCGCUGGUACAACGGCACCAACAACACAGACACGCCCGUCUACGUCUCAGCACCGACCUGGGAGAACCACAAUGGUGUGUUCGCUGAUGCUGGCUUCAAAGACAUCCGGCCCUACCACUACUGGGAUGCUGCUAAGAGGGGCCUGGACCUCACCGGGCUCCUGGAUGACCUGGAGAAAGCUCCAGAGCACUCCAUCUUCGUGCUCCACGCCUGCGCACACAACCCCACCGGCACCGACCCGACUCAGGAGGAGUGGAAGAAGAUCGCAGAGAUCAUGAAGAGGAGGAAGUUGUUUGUGUUCUUUGACUCGGCGUACCAGGGCUUCGCCUCUGGCAGCCUGGACAAAGACGCCUGGGCGAUCCGCUUCUUUGUCUCUGAGGGAUUCGAGCUCUUUGUAGCUCAGUCCUUCUCCAAAAACUUCGGCCUGUACAAUGAGAGAGUGGGGAACCUGACAGUGGUUGCCCAUGACAGCGAGAAUCUGACCCGCAUCCUGUCUCAGAUGGAGAAGAUUGUCAGGACGACCUGGUCCAACCCGCCAUCUCAGGGAGCACGCAUCGUCAGCAAGACCCUCAACUGCCCCGAGCUGUUCGCUGAAUGGAAGGGUAAUGUGAAGACCAUGGCAGACCGGGUUCUGCUGAUGAGGGAUCAGCUGAAGACAAAGCUGCAGGCUCUGGGCACCCCGGGCACCUGGGACCACAUCACCCAGCAGAUUGGCAUGUUCAGCUUCACCGGCCUGAAUCCCAAACAGGUGGAGUACAUGAUCAAAGAGAAGCACGUGUACCUGAUGGCCAGCGGUCGCAUCAACAUGUGCGGUCUGACCACCAAGAACAUCGACUAUGUCGCUCAGUCCAUCCACGAGGCCGUCACCAAGGUCCAGUAAAGGCCGCUUCCGUUGUCCGCCCACUUCCUGCCUCCUGUACGCCACAGGAAGUAUCCUCAUGCCCUCGUGUGUGUGCCCCCCUGUGCCCCUUCCUCUGCUUAUCCUCUCCUCUGAUUGGAUGAACUGCAGCAGGUUUUUUUUUUUUGCAGUUGAACCAAUAGGAGGACAGAUGUGUUUCUCCCCCUCACACAGAAGUAUAAAUCUUUGGGAGGUGCAAUGACGUUAGGGAAACUCUUGAACAGUUAGGUAUCGCUGUCAUCAGAGCUCUGUGUACCCACGUGUGUGGGAGAUAAAAGUUAAAAUGUCUUUUAUCCAGGUCCCUUCAUUUUUAGAUUUCCUGCCUUUGUGCUUUCCCAAUCAUUUCUGCUCACAAACGGUCCACUGAGUUUUUGUUUGUCUCACGUUGGACAUCAGAACGUGGGCUGAUGAGAGACUUUUUAAUGAAACUGUUGUGCUUCCUCAAUAAUGUAUAGCACUUCCAGGGAUUAGAUAUGUUGAAUCUGUAGUAUUGAACAAAUGGCAGUACAGAGAAGUUCAUGUAAAUAGAUGUAAUCACGGCUACAGGUCCUACCAUUUCCUGCAAGAGCACUGAACUCCUGCUUUUCUUUAGCUCUGAAAACAUUUUAAAAAAAUCAAACUCAUGUUUUCAAGCAUCAGAAUUUGCACACAGUAAUUAACUGCCCCCCGCAGACUGAAUCCCGACGUGAGUGAAGCGACGGUUCGUUUUAAUUUUAGACGUGUUGAAGAAAACCGGUCAGCACAAUCAACUCAUCCCAGCAGAUUUAUUAUUCUGAAGUCUAAAGCAGGGCAUUACGGGUUUCACGGUUAUUGUCUCUGUCAUGUGACGUGGUUGAAAGGUCAUUUAAAGGUAAUGCAUGUUCCUGGUGUUGGGGUUUUUGCCUUGUCAUUACUGUGCAGCUAUGUAGAAGAUCGUAACGUUAUUUGAAGUCCACGACGCGACUGUGUGUGUGUGUGUGUGUGUGUGUGUGUGUGUGUGUGUGUGUGUGCCAUCAGUGAACAAAAAUCGCCUCUCCGCUCUGUCACUUCCUUCUCACCCUGCAGUGUCCUUACUGUGUCACACAACGCCUCUGUAUAGCCAGGUGAUGUUAACGAGCCACUCUGAUCAGACCUCAGAGCCUGACACCUGUUAGCCACUCAGCCACACUCCCAUUAUGUGGUGUUGUCUGCAAUGGCACGAAGCAGUAUGUGUGUUCAUACUGAAAUAAACGAUAAACCA